GGAAAGAGUAGAAAACGCAAAAAUCAAUAGAUUACCCUCAAAUCUCCUUCCCUCCAGAUCUCCUACUUUCUCUCUCUACAUUCAUUCUUUCCUUCCAUGGGGAGAGAAUUCAUCAUCCGCCACAGCUGAAGCAAGAAAUCACAUCUGCGUUUAAUAUUUUGAUUUCUUAGUUAGCUGUUGCGGCUAUUGUUGUCAGCAUUUUAAUUGUUGUUGUUGAGAAUCCAUUGAUGCUUCGGUUUGUCAGGAUUUCCAUUUCGAAUUAUACUCCGUAUUUGAUUACAAUUUGAUAUAUUUCAUAAAUUUUGGAUGCAUUUAGGCUCGCAUUCGAGUUUUUGUCUGUAUAGGGAGAGGAAGCUCUGUAUAGGCUUUGUCAUCAUACAUAUACAGGUUCGAAGUUCUGCGCAAUAUAUUGGUUUGGUUUGAUUUGGUAAGUUUGUGGAGACAGAAGGAAGUGAAGGUGGAUUUGAUUUUGCCUCGGAAUAGACCUGGCAGUCGGUGAGCCCGGAUCGUUGAUUAGAUGUGGGGACGGAUCUGAUGGUGAAAAAAACAUUGUGGUUCAAUUGCUUAGGGGUAGUUGCACAUCACGGAAAGAAGGUCAAAGCUGACGGUGGUUUCCGCAGCAUUCAUAUUUGGAUUUCAUCUAGGGUUGUUGGGGUGGAGCUGAAGGAUUGGAAUUGGAUAAGAGCAGGGAGAGCAAUCGUGGCGGUGGAGAAGGGAGGAAGAUGCAGCUGCACUUCUCUCCUAGCAUGAGAAGUAUAACGAUAUCGAGCAACAACAAUGGAGGGUUGGGUGAUUUGAUGAAGAUCAAGGUCGCAGCUCGUCACAUUUCUUACCGGACGCUCUUUCACACAGUCCUUAUCCUAGCUUUCUUAUUGCCUUUUGUGUUUAUCCUCACAGCUGUUGUCACGCUAGAAGGUGUCAAUAAGUGCUCCUCACUUGAUUGUUUAGGCAGGCGGUUGGGACCAAAGCUUCUUGGAAGAGCUGAUGAUUCAGGGAGGCUCAUGAAGGAUUUUGUCAAGAUCCUUAAUCAAGUGAACUCUGAGGAAGUACCUGCUAGCUUGAAGCUCCCCGAGUCAUAUAAUCAACUUGUUUCUGAAAUGAAAAAUAAUAAACACAGUGCAAAAGAGUUAGCAUUGAUGUUGAAGGGAAUGAUGGAAAGAUUUGAAAGAGAGAUCAGGGAAUCCAAGUUUGCAGAACUCACAAACAAACACUUCGCUGCAAGUUCAAUACCUAAGGGAAUUCAUUGUCUCUCAUUACGGUUGACUGAUGAGUAUUCAUCCAAUGCUCAUGCACGAAAGCAGUUGCCUUCACCAGAGUUACUCCCAUUGCUCUCUGACAACUCGUUACACCAUAUUGUACUGUCAACUGAUAACAUCUUAGCUGCUUCCGUUGUGGUGAACUCUGCUGUCCAAUCUUCUCAUAAUCCUGAGAAGAUGGUUUUCCAUGUCAUCACAGACAAGAAAACAUAUGCUGGGAUGCACUCCUGGUUUGCUUUGAAUCCGGUUUCUCCAGCUAUUGUGGAAGUAAAAAGUGUUCACCAGUUUGACUGGUUAACCAGGGAGAAUGUUCCCGUGCUUGAAGCUGUGGAGACCCAUAAUGGGAUUCGUAAUUACUACCAUGGGAAUCACGUUGCAGGGGCUAACCUGAGUGAUACUACACCUCGCUCUUAUGCCUCAAAGUUGCAGGCCAGAAGCCCUAAAUAUAUCUCAUUGCUAAAUCAUCUUCGCAUAUAUCUUCCUGAGCUUUUUCCAAACCUGGACAAAGUGGUUUUCUUUGAUGAUGAUAUUGUGAUCCAACGUGACUUGUCCCUACUGUGGGAAAUUGACCUUAAUGGGAAGGUUAAUGGGGCUGUAGAGACCUGUAAAGGUGAAGAUGAGUGGGUAAUGUCUAAGCGAUUCAGAACAUACUUCAAUUUUUCUCAUCCUCACAUUGCAAAAUACUUGAACCCUGAUGAGUGCGCCUGGGCUUAUGGUAUGAAUAUAUUUGACUUGCGUGCAUGGAGAAGGACCAAUAUAAGAGAUACAUACCAUGCAUGGCUCAAAGAGAACUUGAAGUCAAACUUGACAAUGUGGAAGCUCGGAACACUACCUCCAGCUUUGAUUGCAUUCAAAGGUCAUGUCCACCCAAUAGAUUCAUCUUGGCAUAUGCUUGGAUUGGGCUACCAAAAAAACACAAAUAUAGAGAAUGUCAGGAAAGCUGCAGUAAUUCAUUACAAUGGGCAGUCAAAACCAUGGUUGGAGAUAGGGUUUGAAAAUCUCCGGCCAUUUUGGACGAAGUAUGUGAAUUACACCAAUGAUUUUGUUAGGAAUUGCCACAUCUUGGAGUAGUAGGAAGGUUUGCCCCUUUUUUGUUGUGGAACUACAUUCCUGUAUACGUCGUGGUCUGGAAGUAAAUCAAGACUUGGCUAAACCAGAGUCAUACUGAAGUGGUUCUGUUCUCCCCCGCUUCUGAACACAUCAGAGAGGACCCACAGUUACCGUUCCUGGGACGAGAUGUUCAUUCUUUCACUCUGUAAACCAAGCUGUUACAUCCCCAUAUAUUUUUUUAAAUAUACAAUAUAUACAUUAUUUUGGCCUGCUGGUAUGGGUGUAGCUUCUUAGUCCUUUGGAAGGAUUGAUGCAGCGCGUCUGAAUGAGAUUCUUCAUGUGCUGCAGGAGAGGGAAAGCUUGGAUCACCCAUUCUGUCCACAUUAGAUAUAUAGAUGAUUCUUUGAAUUCCUUUUUAUGUUGAAAUAGAUUUUUUUGCUGUUUCCUUUAUCUUUUACAUUUUCUUUUGAUUGUUGAUUCUAUAUAAAUUGGGAUAUAAAGCUGUGUUAGGUUAGUUGGACUCCUUUUUUGUUCUCUUCUACUGUAAGAAGUUCUUGGGAUCUCAUGAGCUGAAAAUUCUUUAUUAACUAAUCAUUAGAUAUGAAUCUUUGUUUUAUUCAUCCUUUGACAUAGUAAACUGC
This is a messenger RNA of Cuscuta epithymum, 2947 nucleotides long. The record is from the annotation of a GenBank genome assembly. NCBI's taxonomy places the organism in Eukaryota, Viridiplantae, Streptophyta, Magnoliopsida, Solanales, Convolvulaceae.